AUGGCAGAAGGAUGUACACUCUAUAUAUUAAGACAGAUAGGAUCAAAGAGUGUCAGCGCCAACUCCCUCACAUUUUCCAGCCAUCGAGAGAGAGUAUCAGAAAUGGAAGAUUCCCAGUUUGACGUCAUAAUCGUCGGAGCUGGCGUCAUGGGCAGCGCCACCGCCUACAACGCUGCCAAACGCGGUCUUAGGACGCUUCUCCUCGAACAAUUCGACUUCCUCCAUCACCGUGCUUCCUCCCACGGCGAAUCCCGCACAAUACGUGUCACCUACCCCCAAAAAUACUACUAUCCUCUGGUCAUGGAAUCUUACAAGCUCUGGCAAGAGGCCCAGGACCAAGUAGGCUACCAGGUCUACUUCAAGGCCCCGCACUUGGACAUGGCCCCGUCGGACGAACAACCCACAAUCCGCGCCGUCGUGGACUACUGCCAGACCCACGCCAUCCCCUUCCAACUCCUCCGCCGUCGCCAGCUCGCCGAGAAAUUCGCCGGUAGCAUCGACAUCCCCAAGGGUUGGGUGGGUGUCUCCAACGAGUACGGCGGCAUCCUCAAGCCCACCAAAGCCGUCGCCAUGUUCCAGACACUCGCCUUCAAAAACGGCGCCGUCAUGUUGGACAACGCCAAGGUGGUGGACAUCAAGAAAACCAGAGGGGAUGAGGGUGUGGAAGUUUUCACCGCCAGCGGUAAAAAAUUCCGCGGUAAAAAGUGCGUGGUAACUGUGGGCGCGUGGGCGACGAGGUUAGUUAAAACGGUUAGCGGCAUUGAACUCCCGAUAGUGCCCUUGGAGACGCACGUUUGUUACUGGAGGAUUAAGGAGGGGCAGGAAGGGAAAUUCGCUUUAGGGACUGGGUUCCCUACGUUUGCGUGCUUCGGCGACCCCUACAUCUACGGAACGCCAACGUUGGAGUUUCCGGGGCUGAUUAAGGUGGGGGUGCACGGAGGGAACCCGUGCGACCCAGAUAAGAGGCCGUGGGGCCCGGCGGUGUGGAUGGAGGAGUUGAAAAAAUGGGUGGAGGAGAGGUUCAUGGGCAUGGUUGAUUCGAGUGAGCCUGUGAUAAAACAGUCUUGCAUGUACUCCAUGACACCGGACGAGGAUUUCGUUAUCGAUUUCUUGGGUGGAGAGUUCGGCAAGGAUGUGGUUAUUGGAGGCGGGUUUUCAGGUCACGGGUUCAAGAUGGCUCCGGUUAUUGGGAGGAUAUUGACGGAGCUCGCGGCGGAUGGGGAGGCCAAAGGGGUUGAUCUCAAAUACUUUAGAAUUGGAAGGUUCAAGAUACCCUCCAAGAUUUAG
Molecule: messenger RNA, 1287 nt
Organism: Sphenostylis stenocarpa
Lineage: Eukaryota; Viridiplantae; Streptophyta; Magnoliopsida; Fabales; Fabaceae
Source: the annotation of a GenBank genome assembly